This is a messenger RNA of Dentiscutata erythropus, 554 nucleotides long. The record is from the annotation of a GenBank genome assembly. Lineage: Eukaryota; Fungi; Glomeromycota; Glomeromycetes; Diversisporales; Gigasporaceae.
CUAAACCUAGUCCAAUAACUAUAAAAAAUCUUGUAGAUAAAUUUACUAGAUCAGAAAAUGUAGCAAAUGAUUAUCAUUUUAGCUAUCCACUAAGUGCAACUAAUCAUAUUAAACAAGAGGCAACUAUUAGUGCUCUUCAAGAGAAUCUACAACAAUCAACAAAUCAACUUGCAAUGAAACUCAAUGUUUCUCCUUCUAGCAUUCGAAAAAUUUUAAAAAUUCAUAAAUUCCACCCUUAUAAUGAAGUAAACAAACAUAAUUGCCGUUAUUUAAGUAAAGAAAAUAAGUAUAUUAUGAGAACUGAUAAUACACAAUAUUCACAAAAAAUUAAUGUUUGGGCAGGAAUAAUAAAUAACUUUAUUAUUAGUCCAUUUUUUAUUAAAGAAAAUUUAAAUGGACCUAAGUAUUUGGAAAUGUUGCAGAAUCUUAUUAUUCCAGAGUUGAAUAAUUUGUUUUCUGAAAAUGAAGUUAUUUUUCAACAAGAUGGAGCACCUGCUUAUUUUAGCAAGGAUGUUCAUAAAUAUCUUAAUAAAAAUUUCCAAAUAGGUAGAUAG